GUGAACAACCCGGAUGUGAUUUCCCUAUAACGUAGUUUUAUUGUGACGUAAUAUCCGCCUUUAUGGUUUCUGCCGUUUUUCCAUAUUGUAUACGCACUGACAGACGCAAGGCGACCUGUUCCUUUUGAAGAUUCAGAGUCUUUCACACCAACAGCCAUGGCCAGUCAAGCAACUGAUAUAAUUGCAAAGGUUUUGGAACAAACCAAAUUAGUAGAAGAACAAGUGGAUGCUCAGCUGAGCCAGCUGAAUGAGAUGGAUGAAGAUGAAUUGGAGAGACUGAAGGAAAGACGAUUAGAGGAACUUAAAAAAGCGCAGAAACAAAAGCAGGAGUGGUUGUCCAAGGGUCAUGGGGAGUUUAGAGAAAUUCCCAGUGAGAAAGACUUUUUCAGUGAAGUAAAGGAAAGCAAAAAAGUUGUCUGCCACUUCUACAGAAAUUCAACUUUCAGAUGUAAGAUCUUGGACAAACACCUCGCCAUUUUGGCAAAAAAGCAUGUUGAAACAAAAUUCAUCAAACUGGAUGUGGAAAAGGCCCCGUUUUUGACAGAACGGCUUCGCAUCAAAGUUAUUCCAACACUGGCUUUGCUUUUAAAUGGAAAAACGAAAGAUUAUGUGGUUGGAUUCUCCGAUCUGGGCAACACAGAUGAGUUUUCCACAGAGAUGCUUGAGUGGAGGCUUGGGUGUGCAGAUGUUAUAAACUACAGUGGUAACCUGAUGGAGCCCCCGACAGGAGCAAAGAAAUCUGGCUCAAAGUUCACAAAAGUGGAGAAGAAAACCAUCAGAGGGAAAGGUUAUGACUCUGACUCAGAUUCUGAAGAUGACUGAAAAGUGCUGACUGUUUUUCUCUCAUGGCUACAUCACUUAAAAAAAAACCUGUAACUGUUCUUUCAAAGAUUAUGACUCAUUUAACAUAUUUGUUUUUGAUUUUCUUGUUUUUUACCAGAUUCAUAAACCUUUUUUUUUAUUGAAACAUUUUAGCAUGAUGCACCUUUUGUGCUCCAAUGCCUCAAACCCAGGAUCAGGUUCCAGUCCAAUGCCGUAUCUGUGUAAUGUAGAGCUAAUAACACUUGUUUCUGUGGUGCUCAGUUAACUUAGGUAGGGUGGAAGAUGUUUGGAUUUCAGGAAGUAACCACCCUCUCCAUAUUAUGAAAAAAAUGCAGCGACCUUGCGUGAAAGCUUCACCGGAAUAAUUGACAUUAAUGAAGACCAAUUAUUCUGAUGAUCCGCCUGGAAGAACAAAGUUCUCUGCUAUACCUUUAAAGCAAGAGACAUCGGCUAACUCAUAAGAAAGUAUAGUAGUGAUGUAUCAGAGCCAUGUGUGUAUUCAUACUGACAUUUGAUUCACGUGUAAUUCAUUAUUUAGAGCUCAUCACUUCUAAAGUUGAAUCUUGCUUUAUUUAGUCAUAUUUUCUUGACAAACCUAAAGAAGAAAAUCUCACAUUGCUUUAGAAAUUAUUCUGUUUUUGAAAAAGGCCAACCUUAGAUUGUGUACGGUGUAGUUUAAAUGAAAGGUGCGACAGGAGCAGAUGAGUUAAGAGUCCACCCUGUAACCAGAGGAUUGCAGGUUUGAACCCUGCUCAGUCUGUUCCAGUCAUCUUUUGCAAGACGGUUGACCCACCUUGCCUGCUGGUGGAAGCUGCAUACGGCAGCUUUGGUAAGUGAUUACAUUAAAGCUCACCUCCAGUUUGUGAAUGGCUGGAUGUGUUGUGAGGUGCCUUGGAGGGUUGUAGAACCCUACAAGGCGCUAAACAAAUACAAGCCCUUCACCUUGCCCAAUCUUUUGUACCAAAUCCAAACAAAACCACAUCUAGGUCAGUGAUAUUUUAGCUUUGUUCCACUGCUGGGAAAGUGUUGUACUGAUGCAUCCCUGGUGAGAAUGUACUCCGUUGGUCACUUAACUGACUUGUGGACAUUUUUGUAAAACUACCUGUGUGAAUAUUGCUCGCAAACCGGCUAAUAAAUGAAAAUAAAAUUGUGUUUUCUGAUCCAGAGCAAGUGAAGGUAAAUGUUUAAUAAAACUGAGUAGUGA
Messenger RNA from Nothobranchius furzeri (turquoise killifish), 2026 nucleotides. RefSeq names its product thioredoxin domain containing 9 (gene txndc9). The record is from RefSeq and is a predicted model, not a curated record. Gene Ontology annotation, cellular component: cytoplasm. Gene Ontology annotation, biological process: microtubule cytoskeleton organization. NCBI's taxonomy places the organism in Eukaryota, Metazoa, Chordata, Actinopteri, Cyprinodontiformes, Nothobranchiidae.